AUGGCAUUAGCUUUAAUACAUGGUGCUAGAAAAUUACGACAUUAUUUUCAAAGCCAUCCAAUCGCCGUGGUAACGACAUUCCCCCUACGGAGUAUUCUCCAUAGGCCGAAAUUAUUAGACAGAUUGGCUAAAUGGGCGAUUGAACUUAGUGAAUUUGAUAUUACUUAUCAACCUAGAAAUGCUAUAAAAUCGCAAAUUCUUGCCGAUUUUGUAGCAGACUUUAGUUCAAAAUUAACUUUGGAGGUAGAAAAAGAAACCAUCGCAACUUCAAGGUCAUUCUCCGGGAUAUGGACCCUAUACACGGAUGGGGAAUCUAAUGAAAGUGGGUCGGGAUUAGGCUUAGUGCUUAAAGUACUCAGCGGAGAAAUUGUCUACCAGGCCAUUAAAUGCCCAAAAAUUACUAACAAUGAAGCCGAGUAUGAGGCUGUUGUUGCAGGUUUAAAACUUGCUUUGGAAUAUGGAGCAGAAAGCAUCAAGGUACAUUGUGAUUUGCAAUUGGUGGUCAACCAGGUUUCACGGGAAAACAAUGCGGAGGCCGACGACUUAGUAGAAUUGGCAUUAGCUGCUGAUCCCGCAGAACCAAGAAGCAGAAUUGUAAUCCAUUUAUUGUAUCAAAUUGGUUGCGAAAUUGAAGUGUGUGCAACGGGAUCAACACAUGAUUGGAGAAAUGAGAUAUUUAAUUAUUUACAACAAGGAACUCUACCCGUGGAUAAGAAGGAAGUACGAAAAUUACGAGUAAAAGCCGCUAGAUAUUGCUUGGUUUACGGAGAGCUAUAUCGGAGAACCUUUGGAGGGCCACUCACCAAGUGUUUAGGACCAACGGACACAGAACCCGCUAUGAAACAAGUGCAUAGUGGAUAUUGUGAAAAUCACUCCGGUGAGAGAUCAUUAGCCCGAUGUUUGCUGCGUGCAGGUUAUUGUUGGAACACAAUGGAAAAAGAUUCACAAAACUUUGUACGACGAUGCAUAGAAUGUCAAACAUAUGCGUCUGCAAUACAUCAACCUGCAGAGCCUCUUCAUUCGGUGAUUACCUCAUGGCCGUUCAUGAAAUGGGGACUUGACAUUAUUGGACCAUUCCCAGAAGCCAAAGGUAAAGUUAAAUUCUUACAUGUUGCAACUGACUAUUUUUCUAAGUGGGUUGAAGCAGGGGCACACGCAAAAAUUGACAAGAGCAGGGCGGAGGCACUGGUACCAAUUGAAGUGAUGGAGCCAAGCAUAAGAUAUUCGCAUGCUACAGAUACAGAGAACAUGGAAGCAAUGACGGAUGAACUUGAUCUAUUAGAAGAACACCGAGAAUUGGCUGAUCAAGUUAAUUGCGCAGAAACAGCAGGUGGAAAGAUAUACAAUAAUAAGACCAAAUUGCGCCAAAUUAAACUUGGAGAUUUGGUCAUGCGAAUGGUAACUCCAUCCACUAAGAUACCGAAUGAAGGAAAACUAGGAGCAAAUUGGGAAGGACCCUAUAGGGUUAUAGCUUAUGCAGGGAAAGGAGCAUUUCAAUUAGAAACUUUGGACGGGAAGAUUGUCUCCAACAACUACAACAUAAGCAAUUUAAAGCUCUUCCAUUCCUAA
Messenger RNA from Lycium barbarum (goji berry), 1569 nucleotides. RefSeq lists its product as uncharacterized. Gene Ontology annotation, molecular function: nucleic acid binding; RNA-DNA hybrid ribonuclease activity. Lineage: Eukaryota; Viridiplantae; Streptophyta; Magnoliopsida; Solanales; Solanaceae. The record is from RefSeq and is a predicted model, not a curated record. Bases 1 to 1569 code for a protein of 522 amino acids. The transcript is spliced from 3 exons.